AUUUGAUGCUCCGGCUCUUUGGGGACAUUUGCGGUCAACGGGUCAACCAAUGGCCGAACCAAACCGCUAAACCCUAGCGCAUCUCUUUUCUUCCUCGCCUCAUCUCUCGGCGAUCUGAUCUCCGCCGCUUGGGAUGGUCACUUGCCGUGCUCCAGAGGUCGAUCUUGCGCCUGGACUUUCGUAGGCAAUUCUUCACGUAGCGGGCGCGCUCUGGGUCGAUGGAUUCCAGCGACAGCGUUGACGGGAGCCCGGACGAGCCAAAGACUCCCAACAGGGGUAGAUCGAAGAAGACUAAGAAGGAAACCGAAAGCCUAUUGAAGCAGAAAUCGCCCGCUGAGUUUUUCGCUGAGAACAAGAACAUAGCUGGAUUUGACAAUCCUGGGAAAUCAUUAUACACUACUGUCCGAGAACUUGUGGAAAAUGCUCUUGACUCUGCUGAGUCAAUUUCUCAGCUUCCAGAUAUCGAGUUAGUAAUAGAAGAGAUCACUAAGAGCAAAUUCAAUACAAUGAUUGGUCUUGUUAAUCGGGAGCGUGUGGAUGAAGAGCUUUAUGAUGAUUUUGAGUCUGCUAAAGCUCGUGAGAAACGUCUUGCUAAAGAAGCCCGUAUGCAAGAAGUUCAAGCUAAGAACCUUACCAUUAAGAAGAAGCUGAAAGAACUUCCAGUUACCAAGAGUGGAAAGGGUCGAGGAGAAUCAUCAUUCUUCAAAGUAACCUGUAAGGAUAAUGGGAGAGGAAUGCCACAUGAUGAGAUACCAAACAUGUUUGGAAGAGUUCUUUCUGGUACAAAGUAUGGUUUGAAACAAACUCGUGGGAAAUUUGGACUUGGUGCAAAAAUGGCUCUGAUUUGGUCCAAGAUGAGCACAGGACUUCCUAUUGAGAUUGUCUCAGCUGCAAGAGAACAAAAUUAUGCAUCCUUUUGUCGACUAGACAUUGAUAUUCAUCGAAACAUUCCUCAUGUCCAUUUACAUGAAAAAAGGGAAAAUAAAGAUAAGUGGCAUGGCGCUGAAAUUCAAAUUAUCAUCGAGGGAAACUGGACUACUUAUCGUUCAAAAAUAAUUCACUACAUGCGACAAAUGGCAGUGAUCACACCUUAUGCUCAGUUUCUUUUUAAAUUUAUCACGGACUUGUCUGAUAAAAAUGUGACAAUAAGAUUUGCACGAAGAACAGAUGUAAUGCCUCCAGCUCCUAUUGAGACAAAGCACCAUCCCUCUGCUGUUGAUAUACUACUCAUCAAACGCCUUAUUGCAGAAACCUCAAAGAAAACUCUUCAGCAAUUUCUUCAACAUGAAUUCAUCAAUAUAUCCAAGUCAUACGCUGAACGUUUAAUUGGGGAAAUGGGCCCUGAUUUUAGUCCAAAGAUGACUGCGAAAAGUCUGACAUCCCAACAGAUUGUUCGGAUACAUCAAUUAUUUCGACAGGCCAAAUUUGAUGAUCCAAGUGGAGAUUGUCUUAGUCCAGCAGGUGAAUACAAUCUUCGUCUUGGAAUCAUCAAGGAGCUGCAGCCAGACAUGGUUGCCACAUAUUCAAGCAGUCCCCAAGUUUUUGAAGGACAUCCAUUCAUUGUUGAAGCUGGAAUUAGCCUUGGUGGAAAAGACGUUAAACAAGGUCUCAAUAUAUUCCGGUUUGCAAAUCGUAUCCCACUUCUUUUUGAGCAAGGAGCAGAUGUUGUCACGAGAACUGCAAUGAAAAAGAUCAAUUGGAGUACUUACAAAAUUAACCAGAUGCAAGAUAAAAUCGGUGUCUUUGUAAGCAUUGUCAGCACAAAAAUACCAUUCAAAGGAACCGGAAAGGAAUAUAUUGGAGAUGAUAUUACUGAAAUCUCUUCAGCUGUCCAGUCUGCUAUAAAACAAUGUUGCCUUCAACUGAGAUCUAAAAUAGUGAAGAAACUUCAAGCCCGGGAACGACAGGAGAGGAAGCGCAACCUAACCAGGUACAUUCCUGAUGCUUCAAGAGCCAUAAUGGAGGUUCUCGACGAAAUGGCCCAGGAUUACGACCCAAAGAGGCACCGUUAUGACAAGGAAGAUGAUGAACUUGUGAGUAAAGUUGCAUCCCACCAGAUAACCGAAGCUACUUUUCGAGAAAACCUCUCGCAAUAUGUUGAACAGGUGGAUUACGAGAUGGCCCUGGAAUACGCGACACAAACUGGAGUCAUCGAGGAGCCACGCGAAGACAUUUAUUUAAGCUCACUCGAAGGUUUGUUCAACUACGUUGACCUUCAUAGCCCCGUCUUCAUUUUUAGAUUAGCGACUUAGCUCAUUGCUUCAUUGAUAUGUAUCUUGAGAAAUAAACAUUCCUCCUCCGUUGUGCAUUGCUUGGAUCCGAUCGGAUCAUGUUGUACGAGACGGAUGACAACGUUUUCUUAUUUAAUUAUCUAAAGUUGUGGUUUCAGCAAA
Zingiber officinale is the source of this 2393-nucleotide messenger RNA. Its product is annotated as DNA topoisomerase 6 subunit B-like. Bases 219 to 2252 code for a protein of 677 amino acids. The transcript has 19 exons. Gene Ontology annotation, molecular function: DNA topoisomerase type II (double strand cut, ATP-hydrolyzing) activity; DNA binding; ATP binding. NCBI's taxonomy places the organism in Eukaryota, Viridiplantae, Streptophyta, Magnoliopsida, Zingiberales, Zingiberaceae. Gene Ontology annotation, biological process: DNA topological change. The record is from RefSeq and is a predicted model, not a curated record. Gene Ontology annotation, cellular component: cytosol; small ribosomal subunit.